Platichthys flesus (European flounder) is the source of this 7194-nucleotide messenger RNA. RefSeq names its product formin binding protein 1-like (gene fnbp1l). Gene Ontology annotation, molecular function: protein binding. The record is from RefSeq and is a predicted model, not a curated record. The transcript has 16 exons. Gene Ontology annotation, biological process: signal transduction. The coding region runs from base 123 to 2045 and encodes 640 amino acids. NCBI's taxonomy places the organism in Eukaryota, Metazoa, Chordata, Actinopteri, Pleuronectiformes, Pleuronectidae.
GGAGGAGUGUUCAUCGGUGGACAGUCAGGCAGGAGGACCGCAGUCCCGACGGCAGUUUUGGAGGCUCCAAGCGGGAUAAAACUGCGUCUAAUACGGGGAGAACCCAGCAGGGAUAAUCCGACAUGAGUUGGGGAACGGAGCUCUGGGACCAGUUUGAUAAUCUGGACAAACACACUCAGUGGGGGAUUGAUUUUCUCGAGCGCUAUUCAAAGUUUGUCAAGGAAAGGCUGGACAUUGAGCAAAGCUAUGCCAAGCAACUACGGAGCUUGGUGAAGAAAUAUUGCCCGAAACGCUCCAAGGAGGAGGAGCCGAGGUUCACAUCAUGUGUGUCGUUCUACUCCAUACUGAAUGAACUUAAUGACUAUGCCGGUCAGAGGGAGGUGGUGGCGGAGGAGAUUGCUCACAAGGUGUACGGAGAGCUGAUGACCUACAGUCAAGACCUCAAAGCUGAGAGGAAGCAUCAUCUUCAGGAGGGCAGGAAGGCCCAGCAGUAUUUGGAUCAUAGCUGGAAACAGAUGGACAACAGUAAAAAGAAGUUUGAGAGGGAGUGUAAAGAAGCAGAGAAAUGCCAGCUGACCUUCGACCGGUUAGAUAAUGACAUCAACGCCACCAAAUCUGAAGUGGAGAAGGCCAAAGCCCAGUUAUACCUGCGGACUCACAUGGCCGAUGAGAGUAAGAACGAAUACGCCGCUCAGCUACAGAACUUCAACGGAGAGCAGUGGAAACAUUUCAACAACGCCAUUCCACACAUCUUCAAGAAUCUGCAGGACAUGGAUGAACGUCGGACGGUGAAGCUGGGCGAGACGUACCGGAGCUUUGCUGAGGCGGAGCGGAGAGUCAUUCCCAUCGUCUCCAAAUGUCUAGAAGGAAUGGUUUCUGCCGCCAAAGCUGUCAAUGAACGAAAGGAUUCACUCAUUGUCGUGGAGUCUUUCAAGUCCGGCUUCGACCCUCCAGGCGACUUCCCCUUUGAGGACUUCAGCCAGAAUCUGAGCAGGUCGGGUUCAGACGGGACCAUCAGCAACACGCCUAAAGGAGAACGAGACAAAGACGGGAGCCCGGCACCGAGAUCAGACCCGAAACAUCCCACGAGCAGAACCAAGAACAAGCUGUGGCUGUUUGGGAAGAAACCAAAGUCCCCUUCCUCUUGUCCUCCUCCUCCUCCUCCAUCAUCUUCCUCCCGCUCCUCCUCCUCCUCCUCCUCCUCCUCCCGCUCCCGUACCCGUCCCCGGUCCACCUCCCACCCAUUCCCUGCAUCCCGGUUCGGUUCUGACCUUGUGAGCCACUAUCUGUCUGAGAUAAAGACUACAGUACCCAGAAUACCCCAGAAUUUGAAGGCCCUGCGGAGAGGGGCUCCAUCUCUGGAGGAUUUCAGUCACCUCCCCCCCGAGCAGAGGAGGAAGAGGCUGCAGCAGAAGAUCGACGAGCUCAACAGAGAGCUCCAGAAAGAGCAGGAUCAGAGAGAUGCCUUGAACAAGAUGAAGGACGUGUAUGAGAAGAACCCACAGAUGGGAGACCCCAUCAGCCUGCAACCCAAAAUAUCAGAGACCAUUUGUAACAUGGAGAGACUGCGCUCGGAACUCCACAAAAAUGAGACUUGGUUAUCAGAGGUGGAGGGAAAGCACAGCUCCAGAGGAGACAGGAGACACAGCGCCGACAAUCACCAUCAAGCCCCUCAAGGCCGAGAAAGCCCUGAGGGCAGCUACACAGAUGACACCAGUCAGGAGCAUCACACGCCUCACCCCCGCCGCCCCAGUCCCGCACAGCCCGGGAACCCAAACCCGGACCCUCACGAGUUUGACGAUGAAUUCGAUGACGACGACCCGCUGCCGGUCAUCGGACACUGCAAAGCACUCUACUCAUUUGGAGGUCAGAACGAGGGGACGCUGGUGAUGGCAGAAGAUGAGGUGUUGUACAUCAUCGAGGAGGACAAGGGCGACGGCUGGACGCGGGUCAGGAAGCAGAGCGGCGAGGAGGGCUACGUCCCCACCUCCUACGUAGAAAUCACCAUGGAGAAAAGCAGCAAAGGUGCUGUCACCUACAUCUGACUCCACACUGUCCUCCGCCCUCCGCUCCAUCCCUCUGUCAUUCUCUCCAUCUCAGCUUUCUCCUCCUCCACAUCACACUACAAAGGAAAACCCCAAAAAAGACAGCAUCUAAACACCUGCAUGGACGUUCAUCUCUUUCUUUUGACUGGUUUCCAUCCCACCUCUUCAUCCCUCUGUCUCUUUAUGCGUCUGUCCUCUCGUGUGCGUGGGACUGUCUCAGAAGGUGAGCGUGUGAGCGCGGAGACGAAUGGAAGAAGCUACUUGACCGUGUUUGUCUUGUGUUCGAGGCAUUUCUCUGUUUGUGUGUCUCCACUGCUGUAGUGAGCCCCAUGUUGAGGCUUCACCGCUUCCUGUCGAUCAAAGUGUUUCAGAUUGUUUAAUGUAAUAUAUUAGAGACUAUUUUUUAUUUUUAUCCAAUCUUUUAAUUGUUCUUUCUGAAACUCACUGAUUUUAAGCUCAUUUAAGAGUCGACAUAAUUUGAAAUGAAAAACAUUAUGCUGUUUUUUUCUCUGUGUAUGUAUGUGUGUGUGUUUGUGUGUGUGAGCGUCUGCGUGUGUGUGCAUGCAUUUGUGUUUUGUUUUUUAUCAGUGCCAUCACACUUAAGGUGGUAUUACACUAACAGAGGUUUGUCUGGUUUCAGCCUCAGCCUCUUGUCUUCAGUGCAGUUUUCUUACAGACAAACUGUAGAAAUUAAAGUUUUGAAGUCUUUUGAGAUUAAUUGAUAAAUUCAGAGAAGAGUUGAAAACACUGAAACCAACAAUGUUUUUCUCAUUUCUUUUCCAUGAGGAGAAUCCAUCUUUCAUGUAUUCGCCUCUUAAACGACUGUAAUUUGCAUCAGAUCUGAAGUCGUCUUGUGACCCACAAUCACAGGCUCGAGACUCUGAGUAAACAGUUGAUGUAAAGAGACGUUUCUUUUCCCCUCUGACUCAACGAUUCACAAGGAAAAUGGAGAAACGAGGGAGACGAUAGAAAUGUUUUCUAUCUCCCAUAAAUCACCCGGUGACCUCUUAGAUUAUUUUGGGAUUCUGUGAGAUCCAAACAAAAUAAACUCCCCGCUUGGAAACUGCUCUCGUGGGUCUUUACAGCAGCAGGAUGGUUUCUGUAGGAUUAAAUAAAUCUAAAGUGCUGAUGAAGAAACCGUGAAAUGCUGCGGUGAAUUUAAUGUUUGGUUAGAAUAUGAUACUAAUUCUACAUUGUUGGUUUUGGACUUUUCAUGGGAGUUGAUCCACCCACUUCUUCUAUUCUCCUGUGAAAUCAUACCCAGCCCUUCAAAGCCUAAAGAAAUGAUUCUAGUUCUUAUACUUUUUCCAGGAUUGUUUUAAUUAAAUGUUAAACUAUUAUGUAAUUCUGGUCAUUGUUUGAGUCACUGAUUAAAGAAACAGCUGUGACACUUUUCUAUCGACGUCCAUGAUGAUAUUAAUCUUCAAAACCUUUUAAAUUCAUCUCUUCAGUUCCAGUUAUUUGGGCCGAAUCAGAGUGAGAAUAUCUUGGAUUUCAGUGAAACGGCCGUAAGGUGUGUCAGACGUCUGUUGUUCUUCAGGUCCUCUCAGACAAAUAAAGACCGAGAGCAGGAGGAGGAGGAGGAUGAGGAGGAGGAGGAAGAUGCUCUAAUGACAUGAACAGACACAAUCUGCAGGAUUCUUCAAAUAUUUGGGAUUGUUUUCUUCCUUUGUCCAAUUUCUGAAUCCUUUCUCCUGAUGGAAAAUGCUGAGGUCGUUCAGUCUCAAACACAGUCUGUCUCUGUGACCACUUUUAUUCUGUUGAAACUUAAAUCUUCUCUCUGUGUGUGUGUGUUUGUGUGUGUGUGUCUUUUAGUAACUGGCCCUCUCCUCUAUGUGACCGCAGGUUCCUGAGGGCUGCAGGGUGGCCGGGCGAUUUGAUUGGCUGGUGGAGGGCUCACGGUGAUUGCUGAUUAAUGGUGGUGCGGGUACACGAGGAAGAGAGAGAAAUAGGAGGGGGGAAAGAGAGAGAGAGAGGUAGAGAGAGGAAGUGGGCUGGAGGGAGGUUUGCAUGUCUGCAUGAUCGGCAUUCGGGGGGGUUACGAGAGGAGGAAGGGAGGGAGGGUUGUACCGAAGGUAGAAGAUCCCAAAGCCAUAAGCUGGCAAUGAUUUACAGUAUUAAUGAUCUUACAGUUGGAUCCUAACAGGAGAAGAGCUGUCGGACCAGGAAGUGAUCACAAGCUCCAUCUAUUUGAUGACUAUGCUAAAGACGCAAUAUCCCAGACACUGUGUCCCCAGGGGAAAGUCAUUGUGGUUAAGAAGUAGAUUGACCUUGUGAUGACCUCUGUCCAGCUCGUGAGGAUUUCUUACUUCUCGUAAAUCGUUUGGAUAAUUUCUGACUCCCGACACAUGUCAGGGUGUUAUUAACUCUCAGGCUCAGGUUCGCUCACAGCAUCAAACUAACAGAAUCCGUGCUGCGCUGCUCCGACUCACUCCCGUCAUCAUCGUCUCUGUCUGUGCUCUGUUGGUGAUGUCUGCCUGAGCCACUCUGCUCCUCAUGCCUGUCCUCACUCAUCCAGUCGCAUGUUGUUAACGUGUCAUUAUCAAACAUGAGCAGGUGACCGUCAUUGCACCUUCCUGUGUGUGUGUCUGUGCGUGUGUGUAACGUUGUUGAAUGUUGAAUGCCUUAUCUUCAUGAUGUGUUCAUGCAACCUGCAGCAUGAGUUUGAUUCCGUUGUUUGUUGAAUGUCUCCCAAACAGCUGCUGGGUAAUAUCAGAUACUCAUUAGACAGAUAGCAGGACUAUCAGGUGCAAACAGGACCUCUCUCCUCCUCCUCCUCCUCCUCCUCCUCCUCUUCCUCCUCUUUCUCCUUCUUUUCCCAGCUUUCCUCCUCUCUCCUGUGGUUGUAAUUCCACCAGCCGACCAGCAGGCGGCAGUCUCUCUUCACCAAAACCAGACUGGGCCCCCCCCUUUUUUUCUUUUACCAUCACCGAACAAACCAGUGGAAGCUCCGGGGACGUCGCAGGUCAGAUUCUGCCUUAAAACCCCACCUUGUUGUUUUUGUUUUUUCCAUGGAGGUAUUUUUCCACAUACACACAAACAUCUGGAUGUUUCUGCCUCUGGACUACAUCUCCCAUCAGGCACCUGGGCUCGCCCCUCAGCUUCAUCUACACGAAAAGUUUUUUCUCAUUUCAUCGGUUGUAUUUUUGAAUGUGACGACACACACGCAUGAAUCCAAACACGUGGACGCACACACAGGGAACGCCACUCACACCAGAAACACCGUUAGGCGUCCCGUACACUUUAAAGCUGUGUGAUCACGUGUGUGUUACAUGUGUGACGUUUGUUUUUACCAUUGAAUGAUUUGUACAUAUUAACAUCUCUUACGUCAUGUUGAAUGUUUUUAGGUUGAUUGACACUUCAUGAGACAAAAAGGUUUGAAUGGACCCGAUGCACUUUGCCCUGAAGUACUACAGCUAAGAAUCUGAUUAGAAAUGAACGAGUGAGAAGAUGAAUGUGUGAUGAAGUGUGAUCUUUAUGAAUGAAGCUUAAGUGUAAUUCUCUCUUUUUAAAAUGGUUUUAUACUGGUUUUCUAACUUGUCAGAAAACUUCCUUUUUGCCUGAUUUUCAUUCUGGUGAUUUAUUUUGUAACCACUCAGCUUAUCUGUUCAAACAAAAUGAUAUUUAAGACAAUAAGCCACAAGCCUGUGUUUCUUGGAUGAAGCUGUGAAAUGUACAGAGCGAUGCUGUAGAUGUUGUUACUUGAACUCCCCCCCCCCCCCCCCCCCCCCCCAGUUUCACGACUCCACAUUUCCUCCACUGUCCGUGACUUUUCCUCUAUUGGACAUUAAAGGGGUGUUCAGAGAUUUUAGUAUUUCACCAGUGAGAGAAUAAUAAGUUAUAUCAUAUCUUCAUCUUUUUAGCUCCUGAUGUUGCUCAAACUACAAAUUUGAAGGACUUAACUUAAAGUAUGUUGAGUAUAUUUUGAUGUGUAGAAUCUGAUGUCGCGUCUCUGACGGCUUUCUGCUGAUUUGAAUUUAAAUUUAUUGGGGAUUCAGUUCAUACAUGGCUGUAGCUUAUUAUUUACAUCAUUAAUUAAUCCAUUAGAAAUUCUCAUCUAUAUAACUUCAGAUGUCUUGUACUGCCGUUAAUAAAGCAAUUACCGUUAAAAUUAUUAUUGAUUUAUUGUUUUUCUAUUUGUUUGGUCCGUAAAAUAAUGAUUAAUAUCAGAAUCUUAACGAGCUCAAGCCGACGUCUUCUAGUUUUGUCGAAUAAACAAAAAAAAUCCCAAACCCAAAGAUUUUCCACUUAACUCCGAGAGAAGUGAAGAAUCUUUGCAUUUUAAGCAGCUGGAGCAAGUGACGGUUUUAAAUUUAUUCAACUUUAUCGAUAAAUUAUUUCAGUACUAAAACCGAUACUCUGCUUCUUAUCGUAAUUGUAAAUGUGCACUAAGGCAAAGAGGAUCGUCCACUGACGGUGAAACGAGAAUAAACACAUCUUCUUCACGUCAGAUGAGUGAUUGUGUUGCCGUCUGUUCAACUCAGUAAAUGAAACAAACUGUUAAAGAGACAUUUCACUCCGAAGACGUCUUGAAGUGAACUGCCCCUUUAAAUCAAAGCUGUCGCUGACAAAACAAAUCUCAUUCACAGGUAAUUUUCUUAACCGUUAUUAUGCCUAUAAACACUGAGCUGCGUAUUAUAAUAGCCGCUGUUCUUUAAUCCUGAAUAUUAUGCAGAAAUAAAUAAUAACCAAUCAGCUUUGACAUGUUUAAUAUGAUAAGAGUUCCUUCUUGUUCUCUGCUGGAACCUCUGCCAAGCUACUGUGAGCGUGCUGCUGUUUCUCGUCCAGCUAAAUAAAAGCCCACGUGUUGCUCUUCACAUUCUCAUUUUCAAACUCGUUUAUCGUCGAGCAUGAAAAUAAAUGUCAAUCUCUUUCCUAUCAUCAACUCAAACAGUCACAGUGAAUGAAAAUCAGCAGGUACUGGGUGUUUCAGCCGGAUAGCAACACGUCUAAUCCAUGUAAAUCUGUGUGUUCUUACCAUGUUGUAUAUGUUUUAAUAACCAAUGGCAGUACUUCUCUCCAUAUUGUUGUGCACAUGUUUUUACUUUGAAUGUUGUCGGACACUUUGUGAACAAAAUGCUUUUUUGUUUCUUCUUCUUCUUCUUCUUCCAAGAUAUUGUUCUAAUAAAAUAAGCAGCAAUGAAAAGUC